AUGAAAAGAGAAGAGACCGUCAAGAAUCGGCAUAUAUUCGCCGAUAAAAGAUGGAUCGUCCCUCUUGUCAUCGCCGGUUCCAUAGUUGUCUCCAGCUUCGUAAAAACCGCCGAUUACUCCAUCCUUUGUUCGCUUGCGAAAACCAGAUCCAUGGCCAUUGACAAAUACUCCGCCACGCCGAUCCAACUCCAAGCCAUCAUCCACUACGCCACUUCACAGAUCAUCCCCCAGCAGAACUUCCAAGAGAUCUCCGUAACAUUCGACGUGCUCAAGAAACGAUCUCCUUGCAAUUUCCUCAUCUUUGGACUCGGCUACGACUCCCUCAUGUGGACUGCACUCAAUCCUAAUGGGAAUACUAUAUUCCUGGAAGAGGACCAGAAAUGGGUCCAGAGUGUGCUCAAAGACGCGCCGAGCCUACACGCGCACGCCGUCAAGUACCGUACGCAGCUCAAGGAAGCCGACGAUCUGCUCACCCAUUACCUGUCGGAGCCGAGCUGUUACCCUUCGAAAGCUUACUUGCGCGGAAACGACAAGUGCAGGCUUGCCUUGACGGGAUUUCCUGAUGAGUAUUACGAUACCGAGUGGGAUCUGAUAAUGAUCGAUGCGCCGCGUGGAUGGUACCCGGAGGCCCCGGGAAGGAUGGCGGCGAUAUUCUCGGCGGCAGUGAUGGCGAGGAACAGGAAAGGAUCGGGCGUGACGCGUGUGUUCUUGCACGAUGUUAAUCGGCGAGUGGAGAAGGUAUUCGCCGAGGAGUUCUUGUGCAGGAAGUACUUGGUGCAGAGCGUGGGGAGGCUUUGGCAUUUCGAGAUCCCGCCAGCUUCUAACAUGAGCAGCCUCGACAGCCAUCGGUUUUGCUAAAAUGCGCCCUUUUAAUUUUCUUAAUAAAACGCACU
Messenger RNA from Hibiscus syriacus, 893 nucleotides. Its product is annotated as probable methyltransferase At1g27930. Gene Ontology annotation, biological process: xylan biosynthetic process. NCBI's taxonomy places the organism in Eukaryota, Viridiplantae, Streptophyta, Magnoliopsida, Malvales, Malvaceae. The coding region runs from base 1 to 858 and encodes 285 amino acids. The transcript has a single exon. The record is from RefSeq and is a predicted model, not a curated record.